Molecule: messenger RNA, 996 nt
Organism: Sardina pilchardus (European sardine)
Lineage: Eukaryota; Metazoa; Chordata; Actinopteri; Clupeiformes; Clupeidae
Product: 5-hydroxytryptamine receptor 3A-like
Exons: 6
Coding region: 1-996 (331 amino acids)
Biological process (GO): regulation of membrane potential; chemical synaptic transmission; signal transduction
Cellular component (GO): synapse; plasma membrane; neuron projection
Molecular function (GO): serotonin-gated monoatomic cation channel activity; acetylcholine-gated monoatomic cation-selective channel activity
Source: RefSeq, a predicted model, not a curated record
AUGGAGGCCAACACUGGCCCAGACACCUACUAUGUGCAUGUGUACAGUGAUGGCACGGUGGUUGACAUGGCACCCGUGAAGGUGGUCAGCUCCUGCAAUCUGGACAUCUACACUUUCCCCUUCGACAUUCAGAACUGCACGUACAGCUUCAACUCCUACCUACACGCAGCUGAUGACAUUCGCCUGACGCUGGAGGCGGCUGCGGAGGACAUCCUGGACACAUCCAACGCCUUCAUGGAGAUGCAGGGCGAGUGGGACCUGAUCAACAUGACGUCAUUCCAGCCCAACAUCACCGACCCGCACAUGUGGGAUUACCUCUACAUUCAUCUGAUCCUGAGGCGGCGGCCCACCCUGUACGUGGUGAACCUGAUCAUCCCCAGCUGCUUCCUCAUCACUCUGGACCUGUUCAGCUUCAUUCUGCCCCCACAGAGUGUGGACCGCUCAGCCUUCAAGAUGACCCUCAUUCUGGGCUACACCGUCUUCCUGCUCCUCAUGAACGAGCUGCUGCCCGUCACUGGAAACACCAUUCCACUCAUCAACGUCUUCUUCUCUCUCUGCCUGGCGCUGAUGGUGGCAAGUCUCCUGGAGACCAUCGUCAUCACCAACAUCCUGCACAGCGCCAGGGACAGGACAGUGCCUCGCUGGCUCCGAACUCUCGUCCUGGAGGUCAUGGCUCGCCUCGUCUGCCUGGUCCAGAAGAAACCAGAUGACCAGGUCCUAGUGAUGCAGAAUCAAAUGGCGCCCGUGAUUCUGAGUGUAGAUGCGAGUGAAGCAGUGGAUAGUGACCCACAUCUGCAAGUGCUUCAAAACCUGGAGAAGGAGCUGCAAGCCAUCCGACAGCAGCUGGAGAAGAACAUGAGAGUUGACAAGAACACAGAGGACUGGAUGCAUAUUGGCAGAGUCGUCGAUCGCUUCUUAUUCUGUGUCUACAUCCUCUUCAUCACCUGCAGUUUCAUCACUAUUUUAGUUAUAUGGACUCACUGGUACAAGCUCUAA